UCCUCCCCCUCCAGUGUAUUCAACCCACGGUGUAUCUUAUCCGCUCCCCUCCUAGCACGGCGGAGGAGGAGAGGGUGAGGGGCGGCGCCGCACUCUCCAACUUCUGUCUACACACCACCUACGCGCCGUCGUCCGUCCGGGUGGUCGGCGGCGGCUACCGCGCCCCGGAGGUGGCGUCUACUCCCUGGGCGUGCUCCUGCUGGAGCUCCUCAUGGCAAGUCCCCGACGCACGCGUCAGGGCGCCGGCGACAUCCACGCUGAGGGGCUUCGGCGCCAUCCCCCGGUGUGAUUUCCUCAUGGGUCCCGGCUUGAUCGAGGCCAAAGGCUUCGGCCGUCCGUCCACCAUGGCUGGGACCUGCGCGGAAACUGUAGAUGAAUUUAUACGAGUGGAAUCGACACUGCGGCAGGGUACGGUGGAGUCACAUUGUGCAGCCUCGGUGUCCCAAUCAGGGAUUCCUUCUAAGGAUGCAUAUAUUUUGAAGGAUCACAUGAGCAGAGGGGUUCAGCAACUCUUACUACUCCUGGCUGUGAAAGCUUCUGCUUACCUGCUUAUCCAUGGUCUUUUUGAGCCAUCCAAAUUGCAAAACGCAAGUCACCAACACCAAGAAUCAGGUUCCUGCCAGAGGAACCCAAAGCAGAGCAAGAGAAGGAAAACAACGGUGAAGAGGUUCUGUUGGAGAAAGGGCUGCAUCACAUACUUGCCACCAAGGCCAUGUUGUCGAGGAGCCUGUGAUUGCCGCUCCAGCUGCCUCUCGCGCCAUGGCCCAUCGCGUGGGGUGCAUUGUGAGAGUCUGCAUCAGGCCCGCGUUGCCUCUCCAGCAGGUACUCAACGCAAUCCUAGGUUGUUGUGUUGACUUGAUUCAGUUGUUGAUAACAGUUAUGCAGCUCUCCUGGGAUGUUAUGUUGACUUGAUUCAGUUGCUGAUAACAGUGAUGCAGCACUCUAGGUAAUAGUUAGUAUUGGUGUCAACGAGAGCAACUAGAGUCGCUAGCUGUUAUGCUAAAAGCAACAGGAUGCAUCUUCUCCAUGCAAGAAGACAAUAAGGAUAAAGCAGCAAAGAGCAGGCCGUUGGUGGUGAUGGAUAAUUUCUCUAAUCAAUUAAAUCGUAGAUGCCCUCCAGCAUUGCACACUAAGAGAUUGCAUUGCUUAGAUAUAAUGGAAGGUGACUUCAGUUUUCAAGAAAGUUGAGGUGUCGUGAUUGUUAUUUUUUUAUGCAACAAUUACCUAAGCUUGCCUGGCAAGUAUACAUUCUGAAUUGUAUGUUCAGAUGAUAUUCACAUAUUUAGACUGAAUCGUUAAAUCUAGCAUAUUUAUUUUUCUCACCUAAUAAUUUUGAUUAUGAUGUAUCCCAUAGAAUGCUGGUUUAGACAUUACAAUCUGGAACCGAAUAAAUAAAAAUAGAGAGAUUCAUAUAGUGGCACUAAAGUGCUAUCAAGUUAUAAUCUGUUUUUAGUUGCAUUCCAGUAAGAGGAAACCCUUAUUUUACUUGUGAGCAUUGUAAUUGUUUGCCUAUUGUCACUGGGUAUAACGCCCUCG
Molecule: messenger RNA, 1536 nt
Organism: Triticum aestivum (bread wheat)
Lineage: Eukaryota; Viridiplantae; Streptophyta; Magnoliopsida; Poales; Poaceae
Exons: 4
Coding region: 297-854 (185 amino acids)
Source: RefSeq, a predicted model, not a curated record